CUAAUAACUAAAUUCCUUUAGAAUGUUUACUUAAAUGGUAGUUUGUUAGUGAUAUUUUUAUUUAUUCCCUGAUAAAUCAGUGUUUCUAAAUGAGAGACUCUGUUUCUCUAUUGUGUGAUGUGGUGUGAUGGACUCUUUACUGUUCCACUCCAAUAAAACUGCACUUAUUUAUAUUUAUUAGAUUGUAUCAUAGAGUAAGUUUGGCUGUGAAGUGUUAAACGCUGCUCAGAGCUGUCUCAGUGUAACUGAAAACCACAGCUGGAUUUCCUGUGGAAGAGGUCUGUUUUUUUCUUCCUUACUGAAAGCGGAACGUUUUGUGGUCUAAACAUUGCUCCUCAACCCAAACCACUCUCUAUCAUUCUUCUCAUAAGACGAGCGCUGAGUUGAUACCUGCAUUUAUAUGAGUGUGUUCAUAUCCUCACCAUCCUCCUCCUCAUCAUUCAUCUGCAUCAUCAUCAUCAUCAUGUUCUGUUGUUCUCUCCUGCUGGUUCUGCUGGUUCUCGCCUACCUUCAGUCCAUCACAACGGCCAACAAUGCAAAUGGACCAGAUCGAUGCUGUUUCAGUUACCAGACACAUCCAAUCCCUGUAAGAUGCAUUACAGCCUAUGAAAAAACAGAACGUCAGUGUCAAAAACCUGGAGUCAUUUUUACCCUAAAAAGUGGUCGCCAUGUGUGUGCAAAUCCCAGAGAUCAGUGGGUGCAGAAAUCCAUGAAAAUAAUUCACAGCCACUCGUUUACAAGCUGGGUCGAACCUAAAGAUGCAAGUGUACCAUGGAAAUUCUGUUUCCGUUACCAGACACAUCGAAUCCCUGUAAGACUCAUUAUAGCGUACAGAGUAACAGACCCUCACUGCUCAAAUCCUGGAGUCAUUUUUACCCUAAAAAGUGGUCGCCAUGUGUGUGCAAAUCCCAGAGAUCAGUGGGUGCAGAAAUCCAUGAAAAUAAUUGACAGCCGCUCGUUUACAAGCUGGGUCGAACCUAAAGAGCCUGACAAAUCGGUUCCUCCUCCCUCACCCAUUAGAAAUGACCCUGACAAACCAGUUUCUACUGCCUCAUCCAAUAUAGAACCUACAAGUCAUCCAGCUCAACAGGAUUACAUGCAGGAAAUGGGUAAGUUAAAUUGUCACUGUUACUUUUUAAUUUGUGUGUGUUUGUAUGUAUCAAUCUCUAUUCAUUUUUUUUCUAAGCGAUUCCCAGUAAAGACACAACGUAGGUGACGUAAACCACAGCAAAUCUAAAUCAUCUUCAUGCCAUGAUUGCUAUUAAUUGUGGAUUUAAAAACUAGUGGUUCAUGGUUAGUGGUAAAUUGAUGUGGUUCGAUACAAAAGGCAAUGAUAAUGCUGAAUACAGACGAGUGAAAACACUUCAUAAACAUUUUAUUCUGAGUGGGAAUUCACCUUGUAUAUAAUAGGAAUGUCUAGAGUUUUAGUAUAUUAUAGUUUUAUCUGCAGUGCUAUAGUAGAAUCUACUGUUGUAUAGUGUUAUUAUGGU
This is a messenger RNA of Ictalurus furcatus (blue catfish), 1490 nucleotides long. RefSeq lists its product as uncharacterized. Bases 401 to 1216 code for a protein of 271 amino acids. Gene Ontology annotation, cellular component: extracellular region. NCBI's taxonomy places the organism in Eukaryota, Metazoa, Chordata, Actinopteri, Siluriformes, Ictaluridae. Gene Ontology annotation, biological process: lymphocyte chemotaxis; immune response; cellular response to interleukin-1. The record is from RefSeq and is a predicted model, not a curated record. The transcript is spliced from 8 exons. Gene Ontology annotation, molecular function: CCR chemokine receptor binding; chemokine activity.